Bombus impatiens (common eastern bumble bee) is the source of this 2321-nucleotide messenger RNA. RefSeq names its product E3 ubiquitin-protein ligase RAD18. The transcript is spliced from 7 exons. Lineage: Eukaryota; Metazoa; Arthropoda; Insecta; Hymenoptera; Apidae. Gene Ontology annotation, molecular function: single-stranded DNA binding; ubiquitin protein ligase activity. The record is from RefSeq and is a predicted model, not a curated record. Gene Ontology annotation, biological process: protein monoubiquitination; DNA damage tolerance. Gene Ontology annotation, cellular component: nucleus; Rad6-Rad18 complex. Bases 228 to 2312 code for a protein of 694 amino acids.
ACGUAUACAAAAAUUCAAAACAUGAAAAUUUUAUGAUAAAGUUGUUCCUGACUGUUCGGUUCUUUAUAUCUUUCUUAAUCAUAUUUAUAUUUUUGACAGACAAUGUGCAGCAGUAUGUUUGUCUAUCUGUUGCUUCAAAAUAAUCAGUAACUGCUGUUUAUUGUAGCUACAAUUAUUAUCGUAUAGGUUAAACUUAAAAUUAUUUUGUGUUUUGUAUACAAACUUAUAUGAUGUGGCCUCAAGAAUAUAUAGGAUUAAAGCAUAUAGAAAAUUUACUGGUUUGUGGAAUAUGCUAUGAAUUCAUGGAUACAUCUGUUAUGACAUCAUGCUCUCAUAACUAUUGCUCUUUAUGUAUCAGAAAGUAUUUACAUUACAAAACGCAAUGUCCUGCGUGCUUUGCAGAAACUUUUGAAAAGGAUUUAAGGAAAAAUAAAGUUCUAGAUGAGAUUAUAGCACACUUUUUACAAAUUAAAGAUAAAUUAAAAAGAUCUUUACAAAUUCAGAUUCAAUUCACAAAAUUUAAUGAAGCUGACGAUGUUUCUAAUUCACCAAAAUCAUUGCUUCAAAAUAAGAGUGCAUAUAUAAAUGGACAAGAAAAUAAAGUUGUAUAUAGUAAAAUUAUUAAUAAUAUUCCUACUUCUCAAAGUAGUACUUCACCAUCUAUACAUAUACAAAAAGAUUUAUCUAGUCCUAGUACAAGUGGAAUACCUAGAAUACCUUUAAUGUUUACACCUAAAAGUAAUAAACGUCCAAUUAUAACAAAUACAGAAGAAACUAAGGUUGUUAUAUGUCCAGUAUGUAAGGUUACCAUUUCAGAAUUAAAAAUAAACAGACAUCUUGAUGAUUGUUUAAAAAGGGAAUCUGUGAAAGAGAAACCUCAAAUAAUAGAAUCGAAACGUAAACCACUGCCAAAGUUAGUAUUUAGUUUAAUGAAAGAUGCUGUAUUAAAAAAGAAAGCAAAGGAAUUUGGUUUGUCUUCACAAGGAGAUCGGAAAGCUUUGGAAACGCGACUACAAAGAUAUAUUGUUCUUUAUAAUGCAGAAUGUGAUAAACUAAAUCCACGAUCAGUCACAGAAUUAGUAAAACAAUGUGAAGAUGAAGAGAACCUAGAAAAAAAAGUUAACAAAACAUUUUUUUUAAAUAAAUUACAAGUUACUAAAAACACAGAAGAGAAUGCUAUAGAAGAUGAACGAAGAAAAUAUUUGGAAACGCACAAAAAUAGCUUUGACAGUCUAAUUAAUAAGAUCAAAAGUAUACAAUCUUCACAAAAGCCAUCAGCACGGCGUAGUCUGUUAAUGACAAGUACAGAGGAUGUUUCACCUAAACGUCAAAUGAUGAGUGAAAAUUUGGAUGAUUCAAUGAUUCAUACAGAACAAAUUGAUCUUAAGCUGUCAAAUUCUGCUGUAUAUAUUCCGGAUUCUGAUUCAGAUACUUCUUGUCCAUUACAAAUGUAUUCGAGUAUUGAUCCAAACAAAUUUCUUAAUAUAGAAUUAUCUUCUAAUAAUAAUGUUUCGAGUAAUAAAUCUGAGAAUGAUCAAACAAAUGAUGAUCAAGAAGCAUCUAUAUUUAAUUAUUCAUCUAUGAAAAUAAAUGAGGCAGAGAAAAGUUACAGUUCAGAUGCAUUUAGUGAUACAUCCAUUCAUGAUAAAGCAAUACAAUCAGAAAUGAAAAAUUCAUCUUAUAAGAAUACAUUAGAAAGUAAUUUGAAAAAUUCACCUAAUACUUCCAAAUAUAAGAAAUUGCCACAAAGAAGAAAGACAUCAUUUUUAAAAAAUGAAGUGGAACAGACAGAGUCUGUUACUACAAGUAUGAAACGUCUUGAUUCUGAUAGCAUUUCAGAUCAAAAGGAAGAAGGAGAUGAGAGAUCAAAAUCUAUCUUGCAAGAUAUUGCAUGUGAUUUAUCAAGUAAUGAUAGUAUUGACAGUAAAUUUAAUCAUGGAAAAUUACGUUCUACUAGCCUUGGAUUUAUAGAUAGUAAAGUAACGAGUCCCUCAAAUUUGGAGAAAGAAAAUAUAAGUUCUCCUCCUGAAUGCAGUAAAAAUUGUUCUAAUCGAAAAAGAACUCGCGAUUUGAUACAAACUGAUAAUAAUCUCAUGUCAAAUAACACGAAAAAAGUUAAAAAAUCGUCUCUGCGCUCCACGAUUGAGGCCAAAGAAUUAAAUAAUGAAGAGUCUUCAUGUGCUUUAAAUGAUGAAAAAAUGGAAUAUGCACUGAAUAAAUCACGAUUGAGAAAACGAUCGUUAAACGUUACGGAAAAUACCAACGUCGUAAGAAAAUCUGCUAGAGCAAAGCUUAAAAAAAAUAAAUCAUAAAAAUAAAAU